This is a messenger RNA of Amblyraja radiata (thorny skate), 989 nucleotides long. RefSeq names its product zinc finger protein 239-like. Lineage: Eukaryota; Metazoa; Chordata; Chondrichthyes; Rajiformes; Rajidae. Gene Ontology annotation, molecular function: RNA polymerase II cis-regulatory region sequence-specific DNA binding; DNA-binding transcription factor activity, RNA polymerase II-specific. Bases 1 to 963 code for a protein of 320 amino acids. Gene Ontology annotation, biological process: regulation of transcription by RNA polymerase II. The transcript has a single exon. The record is from RefSeq and is a predicted model, not a curated record.
AUGACGGGGUACAACAAGGUGAAUUGUUAUGAGUGCGACGUGUGUGGCAAGGCCUGCCGGAGCCCAAGCAAGGUGGAGAUCCACCGGCGGGUUCACACGGGCGAGAAGCCCUAUGUCUGCUCCACCUGUGGCAAGAGCUUUUCCUGGUUGUCGGGGCUGCGGGAGCACCAGCGGGUGCACAGCAGUGAGCGGCCCUUCACCUGCUCCGACUGCGGCAAAGGCUUCAAGUCACCCAUGCAAUUGAAGGUGCACAGUCACCUGCACACCGGGGAGCGGCCCUACACCUGCAACGACUGCGGCAAGAGCUUCAUCCGCUCCACCUAUCUGCUGUCCCACCAGCGUACCCACCGCGGCGAGCGCCCCUUCACCUGUGCCCAGUGCGGCAAGGGUUUCACCCGCUCCGACAGCCUGCUGGAGCACGAGCGCACCCACACCGGCGAGCGCCCGUACACCUGCGCCCAGUGCGGCAAGGGCUUCACCCGCUCUAACCAUCUACUGGAGCACCAGCGCACCCACACAGGCGAGCGCCCCUACACCUGUGCCCAGUGCGGCAAGGGCUUCACCCACUCCAGCAACCUGCUGGGACACCAGCGGUCCCACACCGGCGAGCGUCCGUACACCUGCACCCAGUGCGGCAAGGGCUUCACCACGUCCACUAGGCUGCUGGAGCACCAGCAUACUCACACCGGCGAGCGCCCCUACACCUGCGCCCAGUGCGGCAAGGGCUUCACCAGCACCUCCAAGCUGCUGUCCCACCAGAGGGUGCAUGCCGGCGACCGUCCCGUUCCCAGCCCGGUGUGUGGAGAGCGCUUCGCCAUGGCCUCCCAUGCCGUGUCUCACCAGCAUGUGCACACUAGUGGCCCGCCCUACGACUGCCCGUACUGUGGUGAGACGUUUGAGAGCUCGCGGGGGUUGCGCCAGCACCGGCGGACCCAUACCGGCGAGCAGCUGCUCCCACUGUGACAAGAGAGCAUGGGGGCUGCGGGACC